AUGAAGUGGCCAUUAUUCUUCACAAUCCUCCUGUUGUUUCUAUACUGCAGUGAGACAUUAGCUGCUCCAGCAGUGGAAUUGCAGCGCCGAGAGCCGGACGCGGUUGCGACUACCGAUAAAACCGAAGAACAAAACGCGACACAAACAGCAACAGACAAUGGAUCAACUCAGACAUCCACCACAACUGCGACGGACGCGAAGGAAGCGAAAGCAACCACAUCCAAGGCUGCCCACGCGGCCUCCACUACUACGACUAGCGAUGCCACAACUGUUGCGACUACCGUUCCAUCGCUAGAUACCUCUGCCGCAUCUGGCGGUUCAUCAUCACAAAAUUCGACAAAGUCAACUGGGAUAUACACUGGAGGGCUCCCGCUUCAGCCCGAUCUUAGCCCGGCUUUAGGAGUGGGAGGAUUCAUUCUGUUGAUAUCUGGGGCAGCUUUGGCCCUCAUUGGAAUUCGGAAAAGAUGGCUUUAUAUCUCUUUAUCCACAGCAUUCCUCGCUGCUUUGGGUGUUAUAGUGAGUUUCUUCGAGCCUUUCGUUCAAGGUGGAUACCUUGUUGCUGCAGUUGUCACUGGAGCUGUGUUUGGCGGACUAGCCCUGGUGUUCAAAGAAAUCACCGAAGGGCUUUGCUGUCUAUUAGGUGGUUUCUGCAUUGCAAUGUGGCUGAUGACUGUCAAAGCUGGAGGUCUCGUCACCGAGAGUGGAGCCAAAGUCGGAUUCAUCAUCGCAUUUUCUGCUGGGUUCUAUUGCCUAUCCUUCAGCCACUAUACUCGCUCAUAUGGUUCUAUGGUCUGCACUUCUUUCGGAGGCGCCACUGCCUUGGUGCUCGGCAUUGAUUGUUUCAGUCGGGCGGGCCUCAAGGAGUUUUGGCUCUAUGUCUGGGGAUUGAACGAUAACAUGUUCCCGCUGAACACCAACACUUACCCUGUUACUCGUAAUAUUCGUGUCGAGCUCGCUAUCACAAUCAUCGUCACUGUAUUUGGUGUGAUCGCUCAGAUGAGACUGUGGAAAGUGAUCAAAGAGCGCAGAGCAAACGAAGCAACAUCUCGCGAGGAGGAAGAGAAAAAGAAGGAGGAGGCCGAAGCAGAAGUCGGCCGACAGCUCGAGGAGAAGAACCAACAGGAGCGUGCUGAAUGGGAACGGAUGUACGGCAAUGGCAGCGGCAAAGAGCCCUCGAUGACCGAGACUGCGGUGGCAGAUGACUCGAGAAGAGGUUCGGACGGCUUCAACUCCUCAAACAAUGAGACUGCAAACUCCAUCGAGAUGAAAGAUAUGGCUGGUCCCGACGGUCAAGGGGGUGCUUCUGACUGCAGCAACACGCUUGAUGCAGUGAAAGAAGGCGCAGAAGAGGGAGAGCAGACAGGCAAAGACGACGAGGACACUCCAAGCUGUGGUCAAAGUCACCACACGCCGAUCGAUCAAGAUGAACGUGAACCCGACUCGCACUCGAACGCUAAUCUCUCGCGACCUGCCACUCCGCCCCCCGAAAAGGUCUUCCACGUGAACGCGAAUGUGCGCGAUGAUGCCUCCGAGAAUGGAGCUAUCAUGGGUUCCGAGGUUGGCACGCCUCGAUCGAAGCGCUUAUCUGGAAUGUCAUUCAGAAAUCGUAUGUCAUGGCGUAGUGGAAACGGCACAAAGCUCAAUCAUCAAUCCGAAUCUGAAGAGGCUCUGGUUGUUCACGAUGAUGCCACGUCCUCCGUGGCUGGGGUUGUCGAUGAUGUUCAAACACUGAGCUCCCGUCGGUCAAGUAUCGCAUCCGAGAUCCACAAAGAGACAGAUGAUGCAACACAGCAGAGCGAGUCAACGGUGAAACAACUGCCUCAGAAAAACAUCCUCCUAGAGGCGGAAGAGAAUCAUCUCAACUCCCAGCCAGCAAACGCAGCGAAGUCGAUUAUUGCUGUUAAUUCACCAGAAAGCUGCCCAGAAGACCCAACCAUUCUCGUCUUGCCACAGACCAAAGACGUGCCAAAAACAGCCGAGAAGUCUGUUCCAAAGAAGAAAAUCCAAAAAGGAAAGGAUGUCUCGAAGACGCAGCCCGAAAUAGCAGCAAAGGCCGAGCCAUCGGAUAUUUCCGAAGUCACGAAGAAGGCCGAGACACUAGAGAAGGUUGAAGACGUCCAAAAAGACGAGAUGGAUGUUCAAAAGGUGGAGACACCUGCCAGGGUGCCUGAAUCUACGAAUACAUCGAAGAAAGUUUCUCUUGAAAAGGAAUCAGAGUCUACCCCAGGACCUGUCGAAAAGCCCGAAGAAAUUACCAAGCCCCGAGAGCCCGAGACCGAAACGAAACCUGAAGUCAAGCCUAAACCGCAACCGAUCCCCGUCAAGAAGCCAGUGAAGCCAAAGCUGGACAUUUCGACAGUCAAGCGUAUUCCGGAACAGACUUCAAAGGUUAUCCAUACAUUCCGCACAAACGAAUGGGCCAAACAUCUGGCAGAUGCCGAAACGCCUGACCUUGAGCCUCUGGAAUUCGAGCCUGAGCCAAUCGAACCUGAGAAGGCCGACGAAGCUACUGCUCCAGUCAACGUUGAUGAACUGCUCCAGACGCCACUCAAUGCCCAACCCCCUCCAGCUGUGGCCAGUCCUAAGGAAAGCUCAACAGUUCCCGAUGAAGCCCACCGGCGAUCCCGUCUUUCAAUGGCCCCCGUUCCUGAAAUGCCCCGUUCAAAGACAAGAAACAGCGCUUAUAUGAUGUCUGGGGCCAAGUCACCAAUGGUAUCUCGGAAUGUUUCGUCAUCAUCUUUGGUUGCGCAGCAGCUCGCUGCAGACGACGGUCUUGGUCCUCUCAGAAGCCCCUCGGCACCACUGCUGACCAUUACCACGCCAAAUACUGGAUACGACAAUGAUAAAGAGCAAGCAGAAUCGCCUCGCUGGAGUGGACCCCCACCUCUUCUCGCCGUGCGUGAGGACAUGGUGCGCAACCGAAUGUCCUCAACCUCAUUACGACAUGACCCAUGGGGACCACGAAAUGCAUCUCGGCAGUCUCUGGUCGAUCCAGGCCGAGUCAUGUCACCACCUUUGUCCAUUCCUGAUGAAGGAGACGAAGCGCCAACGGGGAUGACCUCUCCAGUUCACGACGACGAUGAUGUUCCGCUCUCCAAGCGCCGCGCUAUGCUCCAGCGUCAAACCAUGGAGUCACCAUCAACAACUAGCCUUCUUGGCUUGGAUAGAGCCCGAUCACCUCCGGUUGCUUCAACAAAUCCCGGAAAGCCAGCCGCUGCAAUGGCAGCAUGGCGCCAAUCGAUGCGAGAAGACAUCUCGUCAAGACGUGAUCCACUAUCACUCAAUUCAUCACCAACAAGCCCGGAGAGGCCCCAAAGUACUUGGGGAUCUGUACAGCAGAUGAAGGAUGCCUCGACCACACGAGUGGGUGAUGCAAUUGCGGAAGGCAUGCAAAAGGGCAGCAUGACCGAUCUGCAUCGCCAGGCAAUGCGCCGCAUGCAGGCCUCCGCGAACCGAAAAUUGUAG
Molecule: messenger RNA, 3465 nt
Organism: Penicillium manginii
Lineage: Eukaryota; Fungi; Ascomycota; Eurotiomycetes; Eurotiales; Aspergillaceae
Exons: 4
Coding region: 1-3465 (1154 amino acids)
Source: RefSeq, a predicted model, not a curated record